Messenger RNA from Zygotorulaspora mrakii, 2742 nucleotides. RefSeq names its product DEAH-box RNA-dependent ATPase PRP2 (gene PRP2). Gene Ontology annotation, cellular component: intracellular anatomical structure; catalytic step 2 spliceosome. Lineage: Eukaryota; Fungi; Ascomycota; Saccharomycetes; Saccharomycetales; Saccharomycetaceae. The record is from RefSeq and is a predicted model, not a curated record. Gene Ontology annotation, molecular function: RNA binding; ATP binding. The transcript has a single exon. The coding region runs from base 1 to 2742 and encodes 913 amino acids.
AUGAGCUUCAAACGAUAUUACAUAAUGAAUAUUGCAAAAGAGCAAAUUAUGGCUGAUGAUUCUAAGAGAACCCCUGAUGUUAGCUCUAUUCAUGGUAAGGGUAAGAGAAGAGUUAAAAGGAGCUACGAAGCCGCAUCUCUAGAGGAAUCGAGGAGUAAAGAGGAUUAUAAACAACAGGUUUUUGACCAAAAGACUAUAAAUGAAGAUGGAACAGUCCAUGAAGAACAGCCCAUGCAGCAACUUCGAGUUCUCGCUCGACAAAGGUAUCUUACAGAGAAGGAAGAACAGCAACUUGAACUGUUGAGUAAAGAGUUGCACUAUCUGGAAAAUGAUGUGAAGCAAUAUGGCUGGGAUAAUCUCACUCAAAGAGAGCGUGACAACAUUACACUCAAAAGGGAUCUCAUGGAUCUAGUACGACAGCGAAAGUCUCUUGCUACCAGAGGGUUUUCUUUGCAAGAUGAUUAUCUUAAUGAUGAUGGUAAUAUUGAUAUUAAUCGCAAGAGAGAGCUUCUAAACAAAAGAGAUGACUAUACUAAAAACACCAAUGCCAAUAGACAGCAGGAGUGGGAAGAAACACAACUGAGGAAAGCACUGAAGGGGCCGCAAGAUACUGGGGAAGAUAUUCAUGUCCCUGGAUCCGAGGAAUACGAGUUUGUCUUUGAUGAUGAGGCUGGAGUGGAUUUCACGGACGAAACUGAUGAUGUGCUGCCAGAGAAAGAUGCAGCUUAUGAGAAUGAGCUUUUGACUAGGCUAGAAGCCGAGCAAAAGCGUGUUAGUACUAUUCAGGAAAUGAGGAAAUUACUACCGGUAUACAAGUAUAGAAAAGACCUUUUAGAUGCCAUCCGAGAAAACCAAAUACUGAUAGUCGUUAGUGAGACAGGCUCUGGUAAGACAACACAACUUCCGCAGUUUCUUUUUGAAGACGGUUAUACCAAAAAUGGCAAGUUUCAAAUUGCGGUGACUCAACCACGUAGAGUCGCAGCAACAGCAGUUUCUGCUAGAGUCGCAGAAGAAAUGGAUGUCGUUCUAGGUAAAGAAGUCGGUUAUUCUAUUCGUUUUGAUGACAAAACACACCCUCAAAAGACAAUUUUGAAAUACAUGACGGAUGGUAUGCUGCUCCGAGAAUUUUUAGCAGACCCAGAACUUCUCAAAUACUCUUGCAUCAUGAUAGAUGAGGCUCAUGAACGUACUUUGGCAACCGAUAUACUUUUAGGACUAUUGAAGGAUAUACUACUACAUCGAAAGGAUCUGAAGCUUAUUAUCUCAUCAGCAACUAUGAACUCUACCAAGUUCUCUAAAUUUUUUUACAAUUGUCCAAUAUUCAAUAUUCCAGGAAGAAGAUUUCCAGUCGAUAUACAUUAUACAUUACAACCAGAGGCAAAUUAUCUGCAAGCUGCGAUCAGCACAAUCUUUCAAAUACACACUAAAGAAAAAGUACCAGGUGAUAUUCUUGUGUUUUUAACUGGUCAGGACGAAAUUGAAACUGCAAGAGAAAAGAUCGAGAUAAUAGCAGAAAAAUUAGGUUCCGGUAUAAAGCCAAUGAUAAUUACCCCCAUCUACGCAAAUCUUCCCCAGGAAGAACAGGAGAAAAUUUUCAUACCAACCCCCCCAGGGUGCAGAAAGAUUGUCUUAGCUACAAAUAUUGCGGAGACAUCGCUAACUAUUGAUGGUAUAAAGUAUGUCGUUGAUCCUGGUUUUGUAAAAGAAAACUCGUUUGUGCCAACAACUGGCAUGUCACAAUUAGAGACUGUAGCAUGUUCGCGGGCCUCGGUCGAUCAAAGGGCAGGCAGAGCUGGUCGUGUUGGACCAGGAAAAUGUUAUAGACUCUUUACCAAAUGGUCUUAUUACAAUGAAUUGGAAUUGAUGCCAAAACCAGAAAUAAUCAGGGCAAAUCUAUCAAACACUGUGCUACUGUUACUGUCACUAGGGAUAACUGAUCUCUUGAAAUUCCCCAUGUUGGACAAGCCAUCAGUCUCGUCACUGAGCAAAUCCUUAGAACAGCUCUAUGUGCUGGGUGCAUUGAACAGCAAAGGCAUCAUCACCAGGUUAGGAAGAAUAAUGUGCGCAUUCCCGUGUGAACCGGAAUUUGCCAAAGUACUGCACACAAGUGCAUCGCAUCAUCUAUGUGCCGGUGUUCUGGAGGAGUGCUUAACAAUCGUUUCCAUGCUACUAGAGGCGACCUCAUUAUUCGCUGGCCAGAGAAAAGCUACUACUAGUAACUCCAUCGCGGGCAAAGUUUCAAGUGACCAUAUGCUUUACCUCAGGGUGUAUGAAGAAUGGGCAAACACAAAUUACUCGAGGCUAUGGUGUCAAGAUCACAAGGUUCAAUAUAAGACAUUAAGAAGAGUGAAGAAUAUAAGAGACCAAUUGUGGAGGUGCUGUGAGAGAUUGGGCUUUACAGCAUUAAAUGCAGCUGCAACGGAAAAUGCAAAUGGCUCAAUAGUAAACCCAGAAUCAAGAAUAGCAAAAAGCUUUAUUAGCGGCUUCCCGAUGAAUGUUGCUCAAUUGGGCACAUCUGGUUAUCACACAACAGGCCUAAAAAAGAGUGGCGGUCUAAACGUAUUCAUCCACCCGUCUAGUGUUGUGUUUCAACAAACUCGGGAAGAGGCCAAAAAGCCAAGCAGAUACGUUCUUUAUCAACAACUUCUGCUAACUUCAAAAGAGUUUAUAAAAGACUGCAUGCCGGUAACAAAUGAGUCUUGGCUCCAAGAAAUGGUGCCGCAAGUAUUCAAUUCGAGGUAA